This is a messenger RNA of Mytilinidion resinicola, 2180 nucleotides long. RefSeq names its product acid protease. NCBI's taxonomy places the organism in Eukaryota, Fungi, Ascomycota, Dothideomycetes, Mytilinidiales, Mytilinidiaceae. The transcript has a single exon. The record is from RefSeq and is a predicted model, not a curated record. The coding region runs from base 156 to 1907 and encodes 583 amino acids.
GUGAUGGGUCGUUCGUGGAGGUACAGUGUCUCUGCCUGCAUGUGCGCCCUCCUCUUUUCUCUCUCACUAUCUUGCGAAGCACGGCAAUGAAUCUUUGCGUCGCGUCUGUCAACCUCUCCUUCGUUUCUCUCCGUCCUUCGUUCUGAGCUUGCACUAUGGCGCAUGCAGCUGCUCCGCUGCUGCUGGGCCUGUUCUGUUCGUUUGCCUCUUUUGCCCGCGGCGUUGCGAACUUAACAACACUGGGAAAGCCCAUCAGCAUCCCUCCAAGCCAGUACUGGGAUGGAGAUGAUGGAAGCUGGUCCACAUUUCGCGUUCAAGUUGGAACUCCCGCCCAACAGGUUCGCCUGCUGCCGGCAUUGGACCAGUCGUCAACUUGGCUUAUUGUGCCUGAAGCACUGUCAACAUGCACCGACAAGGCUGAGACCUGUGAGGACGAUCGCGGUUACUAUUACCGAAGGAACCAGUCCAGUACUUGGGACCAGCACGGAUCAUUCGAACUUUCAACUUUCGUCGAAGCGCCCGUGGGACUUACCGGAGUCGGCUUGUAUGGCUUCGAAACUAUCCAGCUUGGUUGGCAAGGAGACGGCCUUCCUUCGCUCACCCAUCAGGUCGUCGCCGGAAUAUACACUGAAAGCUUCUACGUUGGAAGUCUCUCGUUGAAUCCCCGACCCAUGAACUUCACCGACUUCAAUGACCCUCAACCCAGCCUGAUGCAGAGUCUGAAGAACAUGAGCACGCCUAUUCCGAGCACCUCCUGGUCCUACACAGCGGGCUCAAACAAUCUAUCUCCCAAAGUGUUCGGAAGUCUUACCAUUGGAGGGUACGAUUCCACUAGGUUCGUGGCAAACAACGUCACGUUCCCAUUCGGCGCCGACAUCUCAUUAGACUUCCAAGUUGCUAUCCAGGCCAUCACCACAGAUCUCAUCAGCACCCCGCUCUUGAAAUCAGGCAUUAUUGCCUAUAUCGACACCCUCAUCGCACACAUAUGGCUCCCCUUGGAAGCCUGCAAACUCUUCGAAGACGCCUUUGGCCUGGUAUGGGAUAAUAAGACUGAGUUGUAUCUGAUGAACGAUACGACACAUGAUGCUUUGCUUGCAAAGAACCCAAAUAUCACCUUCAAGGUGGGUCCUCAGGUGACAGGUGACUCUGUGUCAAUCGUCUUACCUUAUUGGAACUUCUAUCAAACGGCGAAGCCGCCUUUUAUCAACUCGACUUCGCUAUACUUUCCGCUUAAAAGGGCCCAGAAUGAAUCUCAGUAUCUUCUCGGCCGUACGUUCCUCCAGAGCGCAUAUAUUUCUGCCAACUACGACCGAGACACCUUCAGCCUCUCCCAGGCACUUUAUCCUGCCUCAAGUGUAGCUCAGAACAUUGUUCCCAUCUUCCCUGAGGUUGCAACUACCAAUACCACUGGACCACAAAAUACAGGAAAAGACAAUAGUAGUACCUUAUCGACAAGUACUAUCGCAGGUAUUGCUAUUGGGGCCGUCGCCAUCGUCUGCAUCGUUUCCAUUGCCGUAUUCUUCAUGUACCGCCGCAAGAAGCGUCUGGCCGCCGAUAUACAUAGGAAGCGCGCUGAACUCGAGGGUGAAGACACUCAAGCUAUAAGCGGUGAUAAAGGUCCCAAAAUUGAGAUUGAUAGCGGGGAGAGGCAUGAGAUUGGAGGCGACUCGCACGGGAAUACUGAACUUUCUUCUGGUCACGAGCACAUCAAGAUCGCCGAAGUCGACGGUGAUACGACAAUCCUCCAUGAAAUGCCGGCUGAAGAUGUUAAUAUGCCAGAGCUGGAAGGAUCUAAUGUGGCGGAAGUAGGAAACUCGCUCGAUCUUGGACGAAGGCCUGUGGGAAUUUCGACAGUAAUCACGCCGCCAACGCCGCAGCUAUCACGAAAGAAAUCACCGAAAUCCUGAGUCGCCGGAGAAAUCUUUUUAGGCUAAGAAGUAGUUUUCUUGUUCGCUGCUUGUGAGAUCAUUGGGGUCACGCCUCUGAGCACAUUUGCUGCAUCCGCUCCACCUGUCCACAUCGUAAUUGAUAAUUCCAUAUCACAGCAUUGAUCAACUGCGGCGAACAACAAAGGUUUCUUUAUCGCCAUUCAUUCCGGGCACAUAUCGGCCUGGACUGCUAGUAUAACAAAGAAGCCGCAUCAAUACAUGAUGUUCUUCUCAACACGUUUUCGUCCGUUU